Molecule: messenger RNA, 2729 nt
Organism: Periophthalmus magnuspinnatus
Lineage: Eukaryota; Metazoa; Chordata; Actinopteri; Gobiiformes; Gobiidae
Gene: tesk1b
Product: testis associated actin remodelling kinase 1b
Exons: 11
Coding region: 237-2240 (667 amino acids)
Biological process (GO): positive regulation of stress fiber assembly; actin cytoskeleton organization; protein phosphorylation
Cellular component (GO): cytoplasm; nucleus
Molecular function (GO): ATP binding; protein serine/threonine kinase activity
Source: RefSeq, a predicted model, not a curated record
AGACAGAACUGUGCGUAACACCGGAACCACGAGCCUGCAGGAGCGCCGAGCUCCGGGCAGGUAUCUAGAGUACCCUGGAUACAGUACCCUGGAUACAGUACCCUGGAUACGGUACCCUGGAUACAAUAUCGGUGCAGCUCAUGUGAUACCAGGUAGAGGGGAACACAAGGGCAGAGGAGAGGGGAACCCCAGACAAGCCCUGCACAGGAGGCAGGCUGUGCAGUCUGGACACAGCCAUGAAGCAACAUGCAGCAGUUCUAGAGGAAUCUCCCCCGGAGGAGGCAGGGCCCCUUGUCCACAGUAUCCACGGGCCGCACAGGAUCAGGCCCUCUUCAUACCGGGCCCUGCGCAGUGCUGUGUCCACGCUGGCACGCAUUGAUGACUUCACCUGUGAGAAGAUCGGAGCAGGUUUCUUCUCAGAGGUCUUCAGGGUGCAGCACCGCGUGUCCGGACAGAUCAUGGCUCUAAAGAUGAACACUCUGCCCUGUAAUAAGGCCAACAUGCUCAAAGAAGUCCAACUGUUGAAUCGACUGUCUCACCCCAACAUCCUCAGGUUUAUUGGAGUUUGCGUCCACCAGGGCCAGCUCCAUGCUCUCACAGAGUACAUAAACGGGGGGAACCUGGAGCAGCUGUUGGCCAGUGACGUGUACCUGUCAUGGAGCGUGCGUCUGAGCCUGGCCCUGGACAUUGCACGAGGACUGGAGUAUCUGCACAGCAAAGGCAUCUUCCACAGGGACCUCACCUCCAAGAACUGCUUGGUGCGCUGGGAGGGCAGUGUUUGCACAGGGGUGGUGGGAGAUUUCGGCCUGGCAGAGAAGAUCCCAGAUUACAGUGAUGACGGUACGCAAGAGCCCUUGGCUGUGGUGGGCUCCCCCUACUGGAUGGCCCCGGAGGAGCUCAGAGGAGAGGUCUAUAAUGAAAAGGUGGAUGUGUUUGCGUACGGUAUCAUCCUUUGUGAGAUCAUCGCGAGGAUACAGGCCGACCCUGACGUUCUGCCACGCAAAGAGGACUUUGGUCUGGACGUGGAGACGUUUCAGCACAUGGUUGGAGACUGCCCUCCUGACUUCCUGGAUCUGGCCAUUACCUGCUGUAAUAUGAGUUCAGAGCUGCGUCCGUCCUUUUCACAAAUAGCACUGGAGCUGGAGCAGAAGCAGGCGGAGAGGAAGCAGAAGGAACAGACUCUGGUUAAAGCUACCUCAUCUCCAGUUAACCCUCUGCGUCGUCGUUCGCUCGGCUUCCCGACAGACACUCGACCGUUGGACAUGCUCCACUCCCCAGACACGCCUCCUUGUGUCAUCCCCACCCACCUCACACGUGUCAACCCCUUCUCACAGAGAGAGGACCUGAAAGGGGGCAAGAUUAAACUUUUUGAUACCCCCAGUAAGUCCGUUAUUUCCUUGACCUUCACGCUGCCCCCUCCUCCGGACUCCUGUGAUGGGACACCAGCGUCCAAGGACCCUGAGCCACGGACACACAGGCGCAGUCUCUCUCUCCCCUGUACCCCACCCCCCCACCUCACCUCUGCCCCUAAAACAGUCCUGAACGAGGAGGAGGAUAGUGUGCAAGUGAAUGGUGUGAGUGAAGAGGAGAGGCUUUUAGUAGAAAGCAUAGGCCACGGCGGGACAGGGGCGGGGGACUCGAGACUGCCACUCUAUGCUGAGCCCGUGUCCCUGGAACUAUCAGAGGAGAAAGAGGUGGAGCCCAUGGACUACGCCAACUCUCCAGACACUCAGGACAGCUCUUCCUCGUAUUAUAAAUUGACCCCACCCCCCUUCCACUCCUCCACUCCUCUGUCAAACAGCUGGGGGUCCGCCAUCUCCAACGGGCCCCCGUGUUUGCCCCCCCUCACUAACCCAGAGAACAAUAAUGUGGUUCCUGGAUGUCCUAUUGGCUGGACGUCUCCUGAUGCACCCACAACCUUGGACAACAAUAACGGGUAUCAUUCCACGCCCACUGACCCAGGCACCCUGUCGCCUUUUGGUUCGGGCAGUGGACACUCUCUAGACCAGGAAGAGGUCAUAUCCUGUCCCGGCUGCUGUCUGCCAGGACUGCACUUCCCCUCUGUGUGCCUGCGCGCUCCGCAGAGGAGGAACGCCUAUAAGAACCUCAACAGGGACACAGCCUCCCUCCCCCACCCCCACAGUGACCACCUCCAGUCUGGGGCCGGGACGGUCACUGCCCAGUGCACUGACCGACCUGAAACAGCAGCACAUAUAAACUCAGCAGGUGUACUACUAUAAACUAAUGUGGGUCUGGUACCAUUUCUGUUCAGUUAUUCAGAGCUGGAUUGAAAGCAGAUGGGGGCAUUAUAACCCUGACUCCAAGGUGAUUACAUUGAAAUGACCUGUUCACAAAAUCAAGCUUAAAUGUUAAACAAGAAUGUGUAUUUUAAAUUAAAAAGUGACUUCUUGGCAUUGGCUGGUCAGGCCUUAAACACCAAAACAUCUCUGUUUUAAAGCUCUUCCUCUUUGCACACGUCCUGCCCACACGUUUGGUGCAGAGGCUCCACAAUGAAAAAUUGAUGAAUGCUCUGCUUCAGUGCAGCGCCUCCCCCUGGUUUGGAGGAGAGUUUUUGGCACCCUCUGCUGGGCUGAUGGCGCCAUCGUGCCUGUGUCUUGUAAACUGUAUAUUUGCUGAUGAACCAAGGAAUGUUGAGCUUAGUAUUACUGCUGUUGCACUUCCAUUGUAUUGUUGUGAAUAAAGUUUAAUAAAACAGAUUCUUAUUAUUU